AUGCGUUCAAGACUCAAGCGGGCAGAAAUAAGACGUCGCGGCGGCUACACGCACAACUUGGCACAUUACCUGGCUGAGGUGAACCACGGCGUCCCCCCCACUAUCAUCUACAACGACGCCUUCCAAGGCAAUUGGACCCGCCUCCUCGCUGCCUACCGCCUUCCCAAUUCCACCCUAUUCCCCUUCGACAACAUUGUCAUCUCCCCGGGGCCGGGAUCCCCCGAGAAAGCCUCGGACUUCGGGCUUUCUCGGUUAGCCCUCGACCUGGACUCUGUCCCCAUCCUGGGCGUCUGCCUUGGGCACCAAGGCCUUGGAUACCUCCAUGGAGGGCGGGUGAUACGCGCUCCUUGUGGGCCUAUGCACGGACGCCUCUCUCAGAUCACCCACACGGGCCGCGGCAUCUUCCAGAACCUUCCACAAGAUUUUCCCGCCGUCCGCUACCAUUCCUUGGUGGUGGAGCCCCCCCGGGAAGGGAAAAAGGAGGGAGGGAGGGAGGGAGGGGGGCAGGGGUGGGCGCUGAAGGCGACGGCUUGGUCGGAGGACGGGACCUUGAUGGGUCUCGAGCACGUGGCUCGGCCUCAUUACGGGGUUCAGUUCCACCCCGAGUCAAUCGGCUCCCACUACGGCCACGCUCUCCUGCGGAAUUUCCAGCGACUCUCCUGGGAGAGGGCGAGGGGGAGGGAGGGGGGGAGGGACGGGGGGUGGAGGGCCGCAGGGAGUCGCGGACAGGGGGGGAGCGAAAGGAGGGCU
Nannochloropsis gaditana CCMP526 is the source of this 750-nucleotide messenger RNA. It is a transcript of the gene TRPG, whose product is annotated as anthranilate synthase component II. The record is from RefSeq and is a predicted model, not a curated record. The transcript has 2 exons. The annotation marks the transcript as partial. Gene Ontology annotation, cellular component: cytosol. Gene Ontology annotation, biological process: L-tryptophan biosynthetic process.